AUAUCCUCAUCCUUUCAACUUCGGAACCUAAUUCACUUUGCUAUGUAGAGACUAAAAACCUUGAUGGUGAAACAAAUCUCAAAAUUAGAUCAAGUGUACCAGAAAUUGAUCAUUUAGAAGCUCCCGAAGAUUGUACAUCAAUUAGGUUUUUUGUAGAUUCUCAACCACCUGCUGCAAACUUAUAUAGUUAUAACGCUACAUUGGUAUUUCCGGAUGGUUUACCGGACCGACCACGUUCCCGUGGUGGCCCUACUAAAAUACCGGUCAAUUUUCAUUCAAUGUUGUUGAGAGACUCAACUGAUUUUGAUAAUAAACUAUCAAAGGAACCAUUCACUGAUAAAGAGCUUUCUCUUGAUGCAAAGGAUCAAACCAAAUCAGAGACCAUCAAAGAUUUUUUCACUCUCCUUGCGAUAUGUCAUACAGUCCUGGUUAGUACAAGUAACAAUGGUGAACCACAAUACAAAGCACAAUCUCCCGAUGAAGCUGCACUUGUGCAGGCUGCCAAGGAUGUAGGAUAUGUUUUUCAUUCACGUGAUCCAGACAGUAUAUUUAUCACUACACCUGAAGGUGAAAAAGUUCGUUAUGAAUUAUUGAAUAUUCUCGAAUUUACAAGCGCACGAAAAAGGAUGAGCAUUAUUGUGCGGAACCCUUUAAAUCGCCGUAUUAUUUUAUUUUGCAAAGGAGCGGAUAACGUUAUUUUUGAUCGACUAAAACUUGGACAAGAUUAUAUCGUUAAUGUCACUGGCGAGCAUCUAGAAGAGUUCGCGAGAGAAGGUUACACCGAAAUUAGUCAAGAAGAAUAUAAUAAGUGGAAUAUUGAAUUCCGUGAAGCCACAACUGCACUUAAUGAUCGAGACAAGAAGGUCGCUGCUAUUUCUGACAAGAUCGAAAGAGAAUUAAUUCUGCUUGGAGCUACUGCAAUAGAAGAUCGUUUACAAGAUGGUGUACCGGAGUGUAUAGCUACCCUAAAACGCGCAGGCAUAAAAAUCUGGGUGUUGACAGGCGACAAAAUGGAAACGGCAAUUAGUAUUGGUUUCUCUACUUGUUUGCUAAACAGGGAGAUGAAUCUUAUUAUUAUUAGGGGUGGUGCUUAUGGUGAACCCGGUAGUGCUUACGAACAAAUGCGUAAUGCAGUGGAAAAGUUCUUUCCAAGUGAUCUUGAUAUUCUCGA
Molecule: messenger RNA, 1171 nt
Organism: Racocetra fulgida
Lineage: Eukaryota; Fungi; Glomeromycota; Glomeromycetes; Diversisporales; Gigasporaceae
Source: the annotation of a GenBank genome assembly